AAGCUCGACGAACAACUACCCUGCAAAAAUGUGGUGGUUGUGCAAAAUUUUUAUUUUCGGUGUUGUGAUCGUGGCUAGUUUCGCCCAAACGAAGAAACCAAACAUUAUAGUGAUAGUGGCCGACGAUAUGGGCUUUAACGACGUGGGUUUUCACGGAAGUAACGAAAUCCCGACCCCAAACAUCGACGCUUUGGCUUACAACGGCGUCAUCCUCAACAGCCACUACACCCAAGCCUUGUGCACCCCUUCUCGCUCCGCCUUCCUCACCGGGAAAUACCCCAUCCAUCUGGGAAUGCAACAUCUCGUUAUACUUGAACCUGAACCAUGGGGAUUGCCACUGAACGAGACCAUUUUGCCGCAGUAUUUGAAGAGGAAUGGAUAUGCCACACAUGCCAUAGGUAAAUGGCAUUUGGGGUUCUUCCGCAAGGAGUAUACGCCGACGUAUAGGGGUUUUGACUCACAUUUUGGGUACUGGCAGGGAUUGCAGGAUUAUUAUCAACACACUGUGCACGCAACCUACACACCAGAACACGGUUACGACAUGCGACGUAACAUGACCGUCGACUGGAGCGCCAAAGGCAAAUACUCCACGACUCUCUUCACCGAAGAAGCCGUCCGUCUAAUCCGCGAACACGACACCGAAACCCCCAUGUUCAUGUACCUCGCCCACUUAGCCCCCCAUUCCGGCAACGACGACGACCCUCUGCAAGCCCCCGACGAAGAAAUCGCAAAAUUCGGACACAUCGCCGACCCCGAACGCCGAAUCUACGCCGCUAUGGUCUCCAUGUUGGACAAAAGUGUGGGCAGUGUGGUGGCCGCCUUGAGGGAUAGACACAUGUUGGAAAACUCGAUUAUUGUGUUCAUGUCGGAUAAUGGGGCGAAGCCCGACGGAAUCCACGCCAAUCAUGGCUCGAAUUACCCGUUGAGAGGCAACAAGAAUUCGGCUUGGGAGGGGGCCAUGAGGUGCGUAGCGGCGAUUUGGAGCCCCCUUAUCAAAAAACCUCAACGUGUCUCGAAUAAUCUCAUGCAUAUAUCGGAUUGGUUGCCGACUUUUUACUCAGCUGCGGGGCUUAAUAAGACUGAAUUGCCGAAAAUGGACGGGGUUGACAUGUGGGCCGCGAUUUCUGAAGGGAAAGACAGCCUCCGGACUGAACUUUUACACAACAUUGACGAAAUUUACAAUUAUGGGGCUCUCAGAGUCGGCAAUUGGAAAUAUCUCUACGGGUCCACGACCAAUGGUAAAAGUGAUGGGUGGUAUGGCUCCCCAGGUCGUGACCCCCUUUACACGUACGAUGACAACGCCGUUUUGGCGUCACAAACCGGUUCAACCCUCGCAGGUCUCACAACAUACCAACAAAUCAAGGAAAAACACCAAAGAGAGACCACGAAUUUCACCCAUAAACUCCUCGACGGUGACACAAUCAAAACCCUUCGAAACUCAGCCGAAGUCAAGUGUCCUCGUGUCAAUUUCGAGGAAAUCCCCGAAAGUAAGAAAUGUAACCCAGUCGAGUCCCCUUGUCUCUUUAAUAUCAAGGACGAUCCUUGCGAACAAAUAAAUUUAGCCUCGGAACGUCCCAUGAUUGUCUUAAACAUGGAAAUGGCAUUAGCCCGAUUCAAACAAACGGCUUUACCCAUCAGAAACGUCCCGAGGGACCCCAAUGCCGAUCCUGCCAAAUGGAACAACACUUGGGUCAAUUGGCAAGACUACGAAGAUGUGAAAAAACAGAAAAUUUACUUCAAUACUUUGUCACCACUCGCAAUUGGCUUAAUUUCAGCAGCAGUUGUCGCCUUUGUUGUCGUUAUAAUCAUUUUGGUAACAAUCACAGUGAAGGCGUCUCGGGAUAAGAAAAAGGCCGGAAAAGCGUUUUUUGACGACCCCAUGGAGCAAAUGGUGACGAUGGCACCCAAACCACAAAUUUUCGAAGACAGAGAAUUGCAAAAUAGGGAGAGUCUCAGGAACGAGUUCAGGACGGUGGAAUAGGAAACAGGCGGCUUUUCGAGAGAAAAGCUCGAUCUUGUUUCGAUUGUGAUUUAAACAGCUUUGGGUGUUUCUUAUAGAAAUGUCUACAAGCAAACUGGCUUUAAGUUAUUGUAAAUAUUUAUUUUAAUGUAGAGUAAAAAUAAAUUUAUUGAAUAAA
Messenger RNA from Tribolium madens (black flour beetle), 2138 nucleotides. RefSeq names its product arylsulfatase B-like. NCBI's taxonomy places the organism in Eukaryota, Metazoa, Arthropoda, Insecta, Coleoptera, Tenebrionidae. The coding region runs from base 29 to 1981 and encodes 650 amino acids. The transcript has 4 exons. The record is from RefSeq and is a predicted model, not a curated record.